AUGACUAAUAUGACAUUCACUGCUGGAAUAGGUACACCUAAAUAUAUGGCUCCUGAAGUUUUAAAACAAGAGAAAUACAAGAAACCUGCUGAUAUUUAUUCUUUUGCUGUUUCUAUGUUCGAGUGCUUUGGGUGGGGUAACAUCUAUCCCAAAGAAACUUUUCCUUUUCCUUGGAAAAUAGCAGAGUUUGUAAUUAAAGGACAAAGAGUUGUCAACUUAUAUCAUAUUCCACACAAAUAUUUUAGUAUAAUAGAAAAGUCUUGGUGUGAUAAACCAGAGUUGAGAAUUACUAUUGAAAAAAUUUUAGAAUUACUUGAAGAUACUUCUGUUGUUUAUUGA
This is a messenger RNA of Entamoeba invadens IP1, 339 nucleotides long. RefSeq names its product protein serine/threonine kinase, putative. Gene Ontology annotation, biological process: protein phosphorylation. Gene Ontology annotation, molecular function: protein kinase activity; ATP binding. The record is from RefSeq and is a predicted model, not a curated record. The transcript has a single exon. Lineage: Eukaryota; Evosea; Mastigamoebida; Endamoebidae. Bases 1 to 339 code for a protein of 112 amino acids.